AUGAUCCCGCGUCACGCCCAUAAGCGGUCACUCUCUUCGGAGCACCGCGCUCUGGCCCCCGAAAAGACCGUCAUCAAGGCGAAAUCCACCACCAAUCUCACUGAAAUUGCUUCCAAAGCCAAUUCCGACUCGAAAUUCCAUCCCAAGUACGAGGAAAACAGCUUCAACACCUUGCAGGACCCACGAUUGGCCCUCGGCAGAGAGGUUUCACCGUCAACGUCAUCGACUCAUCACCCCGAUUUGAGCAAUGAGGUUGCGGCUUUAAGUGUGAAACUGAUCCAGGCGAUCAACAACCAGACCACGUUGGAUGACAACCUGGUUGCCACGCGGCAGGAGCUGGAGGUAGCUCAGGGUAAGAUCAAAGCCCUGGAGUUCGAAAAUGAGAAACACCGCCGGGAUAUUGAUGAGAAGGUUUACAUCAAAAAAUCCGACUCUGAUCGUGAAAUUAUGCAACUGAAAGCUGCACUCGCGGAGGAGAGGGCCGCACGCGCGGUGGUUGAAAAGGGGAAGAAGACCAUCGAGCAGGAGCUCGAAACCCUUACCGCCGAUCUAUUUGAGGAAGCCAACAAGAUGGUUGCUGCAGCUAAGAUUGAGCGGGAAGCUGUCGAGAAGAAGAACGAGCAAUUGCGCUCGCAAAUCAAAGACACCGAGUCGCUCCUCGCAUCGCAUCAGGAUCAGCUGGCGGAGCUCAAAUCUGUCAUGCAAGGGAUGCACCUGUCUAAAGAGGACGUGGAUACCCGCACGAACGCCUCCACCGCUCCCCCGUCUCCGGCGGGCGCCCCACAAUUGCAGGGGUCAGCCAAGCACGAGUGCGAGGAUGUCGAUAUUGCUGCCACCCCCUGCAUACCCGUGGAAUUGACUCCCGGUCCGUCCUGCAAUUUCCCCGAAAUGAUCCGCAUGGUGUGCCGCACCGAUCUACCCGCCUAUGACGACUUCCGGGAUCUUUUGGUGCUCGCUCGAAACUCGAGCUCGAAGCCUGCCAGCCGCGCCGGUAGUGGCUCAUAUGGAGGCUUGAAUGUGAUGAGCUUGGCUGGUUUCGGUGGCGGAUCUAACUCGAACACUUCAUCGCCCACAAAGGGCUUCACGCACUCUCCCAAUGGGAGUCUAUCGUCGCAAGCCGGCUCGCAUAUUCCUCUGAAGGAUACCCGAUUCUAUAAGCGAGUGUUGGUUGAGGACAUUGAGCCCACACUCAGACUUGACCUCUCCCCGGGAAUUUCGUGGCUUACUCGACGCAAUGUCUUGAGUGGAAUCUGCGAGGGUACUCUUGUCGUGGAGCCCAUGCCAUCAGCGACCAAGGUAUACGAAUUCCCUUGCUCGGUGUGUGGCGAGCGCAGACCAGGAGCUCAGAACGAACGAACACACCGCUUCCGGACAUCGGACAGUGAAACCGCCCAAAGAUACUCCUUAUGUAUUCAAUGCUUGGAGAGGAUUCGAUCCUGCUGCGAGUUCACCGGCUAUCUGCGCCUUAUUCUAGACGGACACGUACGCGCCAAUGACUGUGACGAAGAAAAGGAUGCCUGGGAAGAAACCGUUCACUUGAGAGAGCGGAUGUUCUGGUCUCGGAUUGCUGGCGGCAUUGUUCCACAGUUUGCCCGGCCAGCCGUGUCUGAAACUGAGCCGGCUGAAGUUCCACAAGAUAACUACUUGCAUCCUAUGGAUAACAACUUUGUCGAGCCCAGAAUCGAGGAGAUGAAUCGCGUCAUUGAAGCCGCUCGGCCCAACACAGCAUCGUCUAUGGCAGGCCACUCUCUUCGUUCUUUCGAAAUGGCUACGCCCGUCACACCUGACCUCCCCCAUCUCAACAGGGAUGAUGAGACUUCUGGAGACGAAGCACAGCAAAGACGAGGCUCUGUUGACUCCGACAGCAGUGUCUACGAAGAAGCGACUGCAGACGUACCGGCCGAUCCCGAGGAGCCUGCGGCCGAACAGACCGAGACCGAACAGCCCGUGAUCGAGGAGCCUGUGAUCGAGGAGCCCGAGAUUAAACAGGCCGAGACCGAACAGUCCUCUCCUAACGAAAACCCCAGCACUGAAGUUAACGGUCAGAAAAACGACUAG
Molecule: messenger RNA, 2058 nt
Organism: Penicillium cinerascens
Lineage: Eukaryota; Fungi; Ascomycota; Eurotiomycetes; Eurotiales; Aspergillaceae
Product: guanine nucleotide exchange factor SEC2
Exons: 2
Coding region: 1-2058 (685 amino acids)
Biological process (GO): exocytosis
Cellular component (GO): Golgi to plasma membrane transport vesicle; cell tip
Molecular function (GO): guanyl-nucleotide exchange factor activity
Source: RefSeq, a predicted model, not a curated record